This is a messenger RNA of Serendipita indica DSM 11827, 1104 nucleotides long. The record is from the annotation of a GenBank genome assembly. Lineage: Eukaryota; Fungi; Basidiomycota; Agaricomycetes; Sebacinales; Serendipitaceae.
AUGAGCCAUUUGGACGAGUUUGACUGGCCUCCUGGCCGUUCAAAACUCCAAGCAAAAGCUAUAUACUAUUUUUCCCACGAGCUUCAACAUCAGAAGAAAGAUCCAGUCAAAACUUACCGCGACGCCAACGUUAAAAGUUAUAAAGGAUCCUCCGGGAACAAAGUGCUUCAAUUCGGUGAUAAGGUCCCACUGGCUCCCAUUACUAUCGUGUAUGCCUAUGCAAUCCAACUCCCGCCCACCUACAGCCCUGUACAUCCCCCUCUAGCAUUUCGAUGGAUGACUUCUCGCGUCCAAGAUGUCAUCCAGACGUUAUAUCACCCAGUAUUUUCUGGGUUACUUGCACUUUCUUUGGUGCUCCGGCAUACGGUAUCUGACCAAGAGGCGAUGCGAGAUUUCACGUUGCCGCAGCUUCGCUACCUGGAUAUCACGCUCUACACGCACCCGUCAUUCGUGGGAGUGCCGACUGUUGGGACGGUUUCAUCUUGGCGGUUUCCUAUGCUUACCCUUCUCCGAGUGGAAGGUCUUGGAGAGCAUCCCAAAAAGGAGGUUCCUGGGCUCAUACGAGCUCAUAGUAGACAACUUGUAGAACUCCACGCUUCAGAUCUUGGUGCGGAGUUUCCGACAUCUGAAGACUGGUGGAGUUUUUGCUCGCUCCAGCUAUUCGUGGUGAACAGCCUCGACAUGCUGGCUGACGCACUUUCCUCCGUAGGCACUCUCUGGACGCGGAAAUCGAACAGUAUGUCCAAUGAGACAAUGAUAGUCGAGACGACACCUCGACGCCUCACGAUGAGUCUUCAGUAUCCCCGGAUCACCCGGUAUACAAAUGCGCACAUUAUUCAAGAGUUCGAGGGAUCCCAGUCCAUUCUUCCCUUUCUUGAUUUCGCAGUGUCACAGACGUGGGACUCCAUACAAACAACUCUUACCGAGUCCGAGUACCGCCACGACACGUAUAGCGCUCUCAAAGAAUCAUUGGAGUUGAUGGAAAGCCUGGGGGUUGACUUUGUUGAUCCAGCCGGAAAUGGCCUUGACUCCUAUGAGGCCCGUUGUCUGAAGAGUGCGGUCCAACGUGGGCCACCAGAGAUCCUGCAAGGUGGAAGGGAAUAA